Molecule: messenger RNA, 3260 nt
Organism: Xyrauchen texanus (razorback sucker)
Lineage: Eukaryota; Metazoa; Chordata; Actinopteri; Cypriniformes; Catostomidae
Gene: mfsd1
Product: major facilitator superfamily domain containing 1
Exons: 16
Coding region: 126-1511 (461 amino acids)
Biological process (GO): transmembrane transport
Cellular component (GO): lysosome
Molecular function (GO): transmembrane transporter activity
Source: RefSeq, a predicted model, not a curated record
ACAUCACAUCGACUAUGUUUGAAAUAGCAUACUGCACUUCAUGAGUAGAAGAGGGAGUAGUACGGAAGUUUAGGAUCGCUCGUGAUCAUGUGACUGUCUGCGGUCAUGUGACAGUGAGUGUGAAGAUGGCAGAGAGACGCGAGCAUCAGAAUCUCCUCAAUGAAGAAGAUGAAGAUCAUUACCAGAACUCAAUGAAUCCGGUGUGUGAUCCGAAUCAUCUGCUGCACCGGAUAGUCGUUCUCAUCUUCAUGUGUUUUCUGGGCUUCGGCAGUUACUUCUGUUAUGAUAAUCCAGCUGCUCUUCAAACUCAAGUCAUACAGGAUAUGAAUCUGAACACAGCGUCGUUCAUGCAGCUGUACGCGUGGUACUCAUGGCCCAAUGUUGUUCUGUGUUUUCUGGGUGGCUUUCUGUUGGACCGGGUGUUUGGCAUCAGGUUGGGGACAAUAAUCUUUGCACUGUUUGUGUUGUUAGGACAGAUAAUAUUUGCGGCUGGCGCACUGGCUAAUCAUUUCUGGUUGAUGGAAGCGGGGCGUUUUGUUUUCGGUAUUGGCGGUGAGUCACUGGCUGUUGCUCAGAACACGUAUGCUGUGAACUGGUUUAAAGGAAAAGAACUGAACCUCGUGUUUGGUCUACAGCUCAGCAUGGCCAGACUGGGCAGUACAGUGAACAUGAACAUCAUCGGUUGGGUGUAUGGCCGCAUUCAGACUAUGACGGGCUCUGCUGGACACACAACACUGGGAAUAACACUCAUGAUCUCGGCAUGCACGUGUCUCUUCUCUCUCGUCUGCGCUCUGGUUCUGGGGUUUCUGGACAGACGGGCUGCGAGGAUACUGAACAAAGAGCAGGGCAAGACCGGUGAAGUGAUCAAGCUGACUGAUGUGAAGGAUUUCCCCGUCUCCCUGUGGCUCAUCUUCAUCAUCUGUGUGGGAUAUUACGUGGCCAUAUUCCCAUUUAUCGGACUGGGACAAGUUUUCUUCAUAGAGAAGUUCACUUUCACUCCUGUCCAGGCCAGAGCUAUCAACAGUGUCGUGUACAUCAUCUCGGCUCCUGCAUCGCCUCUGUUGGGCUUUCUGGUCGAUAAGACGGGCAGGAACGUCAUGUGGGUUCUACUGGCUGUCAUUACCACGCUCAUCUCUCACAUGAUGCUGGCAUUUACCCUCUGGAACCCCUGGAUCGCCAUGUCUAUCUUAGGUCUGUCGUACUCUCUGUUGGCUUGUGCUCUCUGGCCGAUGGUGGCAUUUGUUGUAGCAGAACAUCAGUUGGGAACUGCAUACGGAUUUAUGCAGUCCAUACAAAACUUGGGUCUGGCCCUCAUCUCCAUGGCAGCAGGAUCAAUCUUAGACAACAAAGGUUACCUUUUCCUUGAGGUGUUCUUCAUUGCCUGUGUUUGUUUCGCUCUGAUUGCUGUGGUGUUGCUGUAUCUCUAUGAUUAUAUCAAAGAGGGGGAGCUGAACCUGUCUGCGUCAACACGAGCCAAAAACACCAAAGCUUUAUCUGAGUCUUCUGAGUGAUGGAGCCUCUGACCUCUGACCUCCGAGCACCUGUCCUGCAUCUGUCCUUUACCACGGGUGUUUCUGCACUAAACACUCUACUGUCACUCAUCACUGAGCACAUCUCUUCUCUUAACUCAUCGUGAGACUCUAGGAGUCUGGCCUUGAAUAGCACUUAGGUCAAUAUGAUUGAACGUGUUGAGGUGAAUCUUACGAAACCUGCAUUCAUAAAGAUCCCAAAUCAAAAGAAAAAUGAAAAGUGAUAGUUUGCUUAAAUGAAGCCUUCUUUAGUCCCAUUCGCUUUUCAACAGGCACAUUUCACCUCCAAUUGUCAUUCACAACAUUUGUUGUGCUGGAUUUAGUUUAUGCUGAUUUGAAUUAAAAAUGUCAUUGUGUGUAGACAGAAUGAUGUUAGGAAUCAGAUUGUUAAAUCACAGAGAUUUGUUUGUUUGUUUGUUGUUUUUUUUGUGGCCAAAUAUGACCUGGAUAUGUUUACUUGUUUUGUACUUGUUGACUCAGGGAAACAUUCGUUACUUUAUGAAAUCAUCAGCAUUGGUGAUAAGCAGAAAUAUCUGUUAGCAUUAGAGUCCAUGAGGAUUUACCAGUGAACAAGAGAUGCGACAGUUGUCGUGUGAUUACUUAAGUCCAAAAGUACUUUUAACAAACUGCUACUUCUAAAACACUUCUGGAGAGUAGGACUUUUAUUUGUGGCCUUUAUAAAUGGAAAGCACUAGUAAGAUUGUCUCAACCAGUGCUGUUCAUAUUAAUGAUGAAAGUUAUGAAGUGUUUGUGAACUGAUAAUCUGGCAUUGUUCUUGUUUGGUAAGUGUAUCGUCUUCUCACAAGUUUUAUAACCCCUAAGAGUUCAAGGGCGAUUUCUAGUUCAGGUUCGACUGACAGCUGUUAAUGGAUUUCUGCUCAACAUAACUCUGAAGCGCCUGUUUUAGCUUUAACUUUUAUUUCUUUGAUUUUGAAUUGAUUAAAUGUUUUGACAGUGACAUCAGUAUUACUGGAAUGAUUUUACACCACUGAAAGGUUUUGCUUCUGUGUAUUGUUUCUGUAUCACUCAACAUUGAUGAUCCUUACCGUUUUUGAGUGACAGUGCACAUGCACACAUCUAUCAUUAGGAACCUUUAGAAAUAUUACUGACCUGUUUAAUGACAUUCAGUCUUCUGCACAAUAGUAUAUUAGAAACUGCACAUUGUCAUUCUUAAUCUAAUGGAAUAUGAAACAUUAGCAGACAAGCUCAAAUUGUUUGUUAUGAUCCUUAUAUUUCCUUAAAUCACAUUUUCUAUAUAUUUUAGACUCAUUGUGUUUUAACUUUGUUCUUAAUCUAUAGAUAUGCUCUGCUAUGAUUAGUAAAGAUUGAGUUUUGAAAUGUAUGUUUUCAUAGUUCAAUGAACUGUUCCUUCAAAAGAUCAAUGGAAAUGAGAUUUCUCAUGAUAUGAUAAUCAUAAUUGCCCUUUUGGAUCGUUUUUGUCAUAGAUCAAAAUAUCUCGGAGCAUAACUGCUGCAGUGCGGCAUAUUUCGAGAAAUGAUGAAGAGUUUUGAUUGCUCUGUUUCCAUUCUGAAUCUGUAACGUAGUCUGUGUGAAAAGACGGCUCUCAUCUAGACUGGAACACCUCAAAGGAGACGUUGCAUUCAUAAAAACGGAAUUAUCUGUGUUUUAUUAUGAUUGCACUGAACUUUGGGAGAUUGUUUUGAUUUCACUCAGGCUUUAUUUUUAUACUGCACAUCUCUGGGUGCUAGUGGCCAUUAAAAUAAUACAAAA